Molecule: messenger RNA, 3565 nt
Organism: Zerene cesonia (dogface butterfly)
Lineage: Eukaryota; Metazoa; Arthropoda; Insecta; Lepidoptera; Pieridae
Exons: 12
Coding region: 310-2172 (620 amino acids)
Biological process (GO): regulation of cell shape; positive regulation of protein localization to early endosome; regulation of organelle assembly
Cellular component (GO): filopodium; adherens junction; plasma membrane
Molecular function (GO): actin binding; zinc ion binding; cell adhesion molecule binding
Source: RefSeq, a predicted model, not a curated record
UGAUUUAACAAUGGUGGAAAAUGGAAUGUAUUGAUCAAUGUUUGUUAAAUUGACAUUUGAAAACUGCAAGUUUGUGACGGGAAUUGUCAUUUAAAAUAUUCAACAUUGUCAAUAUUAUUGAUUACAGUUUAUUUUACAAUAAAAUUAAAUUGAAAUUAGGACAUUUGAAAUAAAUAUGUUUUACUGUUAAAAUAAUACUAUAAGAGAUUCACUCAAUUCAAUUAAACCGAUGUUGUUUUUAAGUUUUCUCUUGCGAGGUUAUAAUUUUUUAUUUUCUUUUAUUUUAAACAAAGUAUAAUUUAUAAAAGAAUGCGAACAUAUUCACGUAAACCUCCGGACCAUCAACUCAUUGACGGUGUGCUGGAGUUGUGUCGCCUGUGUCUUCGAGAACCCAUUAAUCCUAUGCCUAUAUUUGAUAAUGACGACAGAAAGUUUUGUGGAUCUUUGCCUAUGAGGAUAAUGAUAUGUCUUGGUUUGGAGUGCUGCAGGGACUUAGAUAAAUAUUAUGAUUUCAAAAAGAAAUGUAUGCUAUCCUAUAGAAAACUCAAAUCACACCUAAUAGCUGUUAAAGAACUAGAGGUUAAAAAAGCAGCCGAAUUAAAGUUAAAAUUGGAAAAUGAUUGUAAUUUCAAAUCUGAUUUACCAGAAAUUGAUGGGGAGGAGGGGGUGAACGAACUUAGUGAUGAGGACAAUGAGAUUAUAUUGUCGUUGACUGACGAAGAUGCCUUGGAAGUUAUUAACAUAUUCAAUGAAACUACGGCUUGUGGUGGAGACGUCCCUGAAGAUGAGCAGGUUCAGGAGCCAAGCGUCACAACUUCCUACAACAUAAAUGAUAGUCUAGACUUUCUAAAUUCAGUCAGCUCUGAAACCAUUCCGCCUAUCCCUGAUGACAUAACCAGUUUUCUCUCUACAAUCCUCGUUCAACUGGGAGUGCUUAUAAAAGAUAGCGUAAAUGAAAGGAUAGUUGUAAUUGACCAUACUUUUAAGAAUGUGAGAUUGGAAACUAGUGAUGGACCUGUUAUUUUGGAGCUUGUAGAAGAGGAUGAGGAACCAAAGCCUGAGCCUAAGAAAGAAGAGCCCAAGGAACCGGAGAGGGAGAUUGAUAAAAAUAGUUCAAUUGAUUUUGUUUACAAUGCCAACGAUGGAAUACUAAGCGGCAAGGCGAUGUGCGUGACGUGCGGCAAGCACUUCUCGACGCGCGCGGCGAUGGUGCGGCACGAGCGCACGCACUCGGGCGUGCGGCCCUACGCGUGCGACGUGUGCCAGCGCGCCUUCACGCAGCGCGAGGUGCUGCGCCGCCACCUGCUCACCCACCAGGGUGCGUGCGCGCGCGAGGAGAAGCUGGCCAAGCAGGCGCAGAGAGAGAAGUUACAACUGGAGAUCGCAGCUCGUGAAAGAGCCGAGAAGAAACAGCAGGAGUAUGAAGACCGCUUGCGGCAGAUGCAGGAGGAGAUGGAGCGCUCACAGGCGAACCUGAUCGAGGCGCAAGAGAUGAUCCGGCGGCUGGAGGAGCAGCUGAAGCAGCUGCAGGCCGCCAAGGAUGAGCUGGAGCAGCGCCAGAACGAGCUGCACAGCAUGAUGCAGCGCCUCGAGGAAACCAAGAACAUGGAAGCGGCCGAGCGGCAGAAGCUGGAGGACGAGAUCCGCGCGAAGCAGGAGGAGGUGUCGCGCAUCCAGCAGGAGGUCGAGCUGAAGGACUCCGAGACGCGCCGCCUGCAGGAGGAGGUGGAGGAGGCGCGCCGCAAGCAGGACGAGGCGGCGGCGCUGCUGCUGGCGGCCACGACGCCGCAGCACCACCACGUGUCGGAGGCGGGCGCGGGCGCCGGCGCGGGGGCGGGCGCGGGGGAGGAGGGCGAGGCGGGCGAGGGCGGCUCGGGCGACGGCUCCGACGGCGGCUCCGAGUCGGGCGGCGGCGAGCUCACGCGCGCGCCCGACGACCUGGUCGACCCGCUCGCCGACCGCCGCACGCUCGCCGAGCGCUCCGAGCGCCUGCACAACCAGCUCAAGGCGCUGAAGCAGGACCUGGCGCAGUCGCGCGACGAGACCAAGGAGACGGCGAUGGACAAGAUCCACCGCGAGAACGUGCGCCAGGGCCGCGACAAGUACAAGACGCUGCGCGAGAUCCGCAAGGGCAACACCAAGCGCCGCGUCGACCAGUUCGAGAACAUGUAACCGCCACGCAGCGCGACCGGCCCAACAAGUCACCGACGGCGUUCGUCAAUUAUAGUCUUUGGCUAAGAGUAUAGUUGUCCACUUGUAGUGCCAAACCGAUCCGAACCACGAACACACAGAUACACAGAAUACAUCGCUUCAUAUACACAUAACAUGGAUUACGAUGGCUUUCAAAGAUAUCCAUAAAAAAACUCUCACUGGCCUCCUGGUAUUUCGAAUGUUUGCGAAUAGUUCGAACAGUACGGCGCACACGCGGCGGCAGCAGUGUGUAAGCAGUACUGCGAUGGAACGUUUGCGAAAGCGCACAGAGCACGAGGCGUGCGCCAGUGAGGGUCGCCGUCCACGCUGGUGCUCCCUGAGCCGUCGCCUUAGGGCUUGUAAAUAUUGAUUAUUACUUAAUAGUAAUUUUAUUUUAGACUAUAAUGUGCUAUAAUAACCGAAUAUCUACCGACGACUAUAUCGUUAUGAAAUGUGAAAAUCGAGGCACACAGUUUUUGUUUUUAUUUUAUUGAUUAAUUGUUAAGCGAUCAGAUUUGAUCGGUUAUCGGGCGGCGUGCGCCCGCGCCGUCGGUCAGGUGUCACUUGUACGUGUGAAUAUGGGACCUCACGAGCUAGCUGCGGUAGCACUUGGCACUUUCAUAUCUAACUUAUACCUGCUGUGUUUAUAUUAAAGUUUGUAACGUGUCAGACACCGUUAUUUUUGUGGAUAUAUAAAAUUUGUACGUUAGUAUUGCUCAAAAGUGUUACGAGUGCCCGGAGAGGGGGGGGAGGCGAUGUCCCUUAUUUAUUUUUAUAAUCAUUUAUAUUUUAGAUAUAGGAGUUUAGCUUCAAGUGUAAUUAUCGUUCCGAGUUUCUGAUAUUAUAUACAAUAGUAUGUGUUGUAUAUUCGUUCAUUUUAUUGUUGGUAUGAAAUCGGCCCGUUUCCUUUAUUUCUUGAACAAAAUUGAAGAUAGCGAAACUAUAUUUAAUUGUAUGCUUAUAUGAUGUGUAUAAUGUUUUAAUUUAAGUGAGUAAAAGGCAUUCCAAUAAGAAACUAUGCGGUGGCGUUUUAUUGUGAAAAUAGUUGCAAUAUUUUGUUUGUUUAUAAGUGCCAUCCGGUGAUGUCAGUUCUCUGGAGGCAAAGUACGAAUUUUAAUAUUUUGAUUUAAAUUAACAAUAUACUUAAAUUUUAGAUAUACAUUGACCAUUCUAUAUUUAUAAUUAUAUACACGUUUGUAAUACUUUAUCUACUUACCAUUUGGAACAUUAUAUUAAAGAAAAUUAUUAACCGAUUCGUACUUUGCCCUCGUCUAUGUGAGUUAAAGAACUAAUCUUCAUACUAAAUUAUACAAAACCACGUUGCCUUUCAGUCUAGGACGAAAUUUUUUCCAAUAAAAUGUUUAAGUAUAACAAA